AUGGUUUUAGCCACGCCCUCGUGUAUCGCGAGAUUCGGCGCCUUAUCGUCGUCAGCCAUCGUGCUCGGCCUCGGGGCCACAUUCAUUCAAAACAGAGCAUCCAGUACGGAGUUGCUGAUAUACAUAGAGGUUCUGUCGGCUCUGACCGUCGUGGGAUCGAUGGUACCGCCGUACCCAAACUUCGCGUAUGAUUUGGUUUGGACACUGGCAUGGAGUUUGGCCGCUGUCUUCGCAUUGGUAAUUCAAGGAGGCGUCCGUAUUGUUGAUGCUAAAUUCGAUAUCCGCUCCCUCAAAAAUCGCCUGGGUUUUGGAAACUCUCACAUUGCCUCGCACUUUGUCUGCUCUUGCAUUAUUGGAGUCGUGCUCUUGACCGUGGGGCUCCUGGUUUUAUUCAUCUGGGGCGUUCCAGCAUUUGGAAGAUAUCUCAUGUAUAGAACCCCGAUUCCUGACUAUAACGUCACCCUGACAAAUCCAACCAACGAUAACAUAUCCUUUAAGAUAUCUACCAAUAUUCGAGUCCCGGAUGGGUUGAAAAUUUCUGUCGAUCCAAUGCAUGCAGAUUUCUUCAUCCAAGACAGAAUGUCUUUUACAAUUCCAGUUGUGACAGUCGAUCUCCCCAAAAUGUCGUUUCGCUCGAAUGAUCGAAUCGAGCUUGUAAACGAAACGUUGAAAUUGGGAAAUCUGAAUGAAUUUGCAAGGCUGGCCGAACAAGUCGCGUAUCAGCCAGCUUUCAGUGAGAAAGCGUUUGGCAACUUUGUCCAAAUUGAUAUACGAGACGUCGGAUUACAGCUUCCUGACGCUGAAGGCUACAAUGUCGUAGCCAGAAUAGUCAUGGCCAACCCGACCCCAAUUUACUUAACUCUGGUAGGGCGGGUUAUCGUGGCCCUCAAUGAAAUCGUACCUGGCAACAAUACCCUUCUCGUCAAGGGAAACCUAGAUUUUGGGACCAUCCAAAAGAAUAUCAUCGCUAUAUUAAAAACGGAGCUACCAUAUCUGAAGCAGGGAUUGUUAAUGGCGUCUGCGGUAGUCGAAUCAAUGGUGUCUCAGGGGCAGCGUCUGAGCUAUUGGGAAAACUCGUUUCAAUCAAUCAAGAUGUCCGCCAUAACACCUAUGAAGCCUCUUUUUAGCAGUGUAAUUGGCAACCAUUUUGAGUCAUCAGAGUCAGCACCCAUGGAGUUGCCAGACACUGGCGGGGUUGGCGGGGAUAUAAUCGCAAGCCUCGCAGAUAAGGUUCUCAAGACCAUGAAUAAUGUAGGCGAGCAUCUCAAUUUGUGGAAUGGAAGGGGAGAGCUUCCCAACCAGUUCCUACUGCGUACAGGUCCGACGUGGCUCAACUGCUGGGACAAUUUCGUCAAAAAUAGAUCGAAGCUAGUCGCGGGGCUUCUGUCUGCUCGCGCCGGAUCUUGGCGGUGGGAUUUGGGUUCAGCCCGGUUGUUUCCAGGGGCCUCAAGGAAACAUUCGGUUCUUCCAGGGGCUGUCGCUGGUGGGAACUUGCUCAACCUCCGUCCCCGUAUGCUCCAAGCCACUGAGGUCUCGAACGAUCUAGCUUGGCUGCGGAUAGUAACGAAGACUGUGUGCUUGAAGGCAACCCGUCGCAAGCAAUGAUCUAUUACUGCUGUUCAGCGUCCUUCAGUCAGUGCCUACGAUACCUGGGGCUUUGGAUUUCUCUCGCGAGUCGUGACGCGGGAAGAAGUCAGAAAAGAAAAGGGAGCAUCCUACACGUGGCAGAGCCAGCUCAUGGAUACGUUUGUUCACCAAUGCCCGCCAUCAAGCCGGUCAGCAAAACACCGUGUUAAUUGGCGGAGAGCGAGAGCCACCGAGCAGUGUCUCAGCCUCGCUUCAACCACUGGAGGGAACAGAGGUGGAGGAGCAAACUCUGUCCUCUCGUCAACAAAACAUCCUUGCAUGAGGAGAUGUGGGCCGAUUGCUUGUCGCACAACAAUUGCUGUCGGAUGCAUUCGAGAUUAUUAUUUUCCACGGACAAC
Histoplasma capsulatum G186AR is the source of this 1985-nucleotide messenger RNA. RefSeq lists its product as uncharacterized. Lineage: Eukaryota; Fungi; Ascomycota; Eurotiomycetes; Onygenales; Ajellomycetaceae. The coding region runs from base 1 to 1605 and encodes 534 amino acids. The transcript is spliced from 7 exons. The record is from RefSeq and is a predicted model, not a curated record.